Molecule: messenger RNA, 713 nt
Organism: Acanthoscelides obtectus
Lineage: Eukaryota; Metazoa; Arthropoda; Insecta; Coleoptera; Chrysomelidae
Source: the annotation of a GenBank genome assembly
CAGCAAACAGGUGGUUGAUCAAAAUAAAUAGGGGAUUUUUCGCUGUUAGAUAAACAAUGGGAGAUCAGAACAAGAAAUAUUAUUUUGCCGACUUAGAAAAGAUGAGUUCAGAUGAACACAUGAAUGAAGAUGUGCAGGAUAUUGCUUGUCCUCGUUUAGUUUUGGAGUAUAAUAAGCACAUGGGUUAUGUAGAUAAACUAGACAUGUUGAAGUCAAUUUAUGAAUUAGAUCGAAAAUCUAAAAAGUGGUGGCUGCGCAUUUUUUGGUAUUUACUUGACAUAUCCCUAGUGAAUGCAUACAUAAUUUUCAAGAACCGAAAUACUACGACUAAGUCCGGCAAAUGUAUGACAUUGAAGGAUUUCAAGCUAGCAGUAUGCUUGGGACUUAUUGGAGCAGACGAAAAUAUUCCAAAGAAAGGGCGGAUAUCAUCAGUGCAACAAAAUACCUUCAAAGCCAAUGUGCCUCAGGAAAUUCGAUAUGAUUCUUGUGCACACAUGCCAAUCCAUGGAAGUUCAAGAAGAUGUGCUUAGUGCAGCUCUACAUCAUCACCACACCGGACAAAAUGGAUUUGUUCCAGGUAAAGAAAGUAAUGCUUCAUCUUAUUUUUAGUUUUAGCAAAAACUUUUUUUUCAGAUGCAACGUUGGAUUAUGCCUCAACGCAAAUCAAAAAUUGUUUCCUUCCGUAUCACAGACGAUAAAUGGAAAAUAUCGGA